Messenger RNA from Komagataella phaffii GS115, 1032 nucleotides. RefSeq lists its product as uncharacterized. NCBI's taxonomy places the organism in Eukaryota, Fungi, Ascomycota, Pichiomycetes, Pichiales, Pichiaceae. The coding region runs from base 1 to 1032 and encodes 343 amino acids. The transcript has a single exon. The record is from RefSeq and is a predicted model, not a curated record. Gene Ontology annotation, molecular function: DNA binding.
AUGGCCCUAUCUCCUACCUAUCAGGGCUACAUAUCUACCACUGGCGACGCGUUGAUCGUGAUCCAGGCAGCUCUAAAUAACCAUUUGAAUCUUCUUCCCCGAAGACCAAGAGAAAGAGAGCGAGAUGGGCUAAUACGAUCAGGUAACGUAUUUGUUUUUGUCGAGCAACGGUCUCAUAUCAAACGAUGGACCGAUGGUAUCCCCUGGUCUCCAUCUAGAGUCCUUGGAAAGUUCUUGUUGUAUCGGGAACUGGACAAGGAUACCCCCAAAAACUCGCAAAGUGACGAAGAUACUGAGGAGGGGAGAAAGAGGCGAAAGACUUCUGUGGAUGUAACCGAUCCAAAUACCAGGCAGUUGGUGGGAUCAUUGGUGACUUCCUAUGACUUCAAAGAGGAUGGACUUAUUAAAAAAACACUCUCCUUGACUUUCCAGACCGGUGCUAAUGAAGAAAGGGAAACAGUGCACUUGAUUAGUUAUUAUACUCCGGAAGAUGUAACGAACCAUCGUUUGAACAGGCCGUCUGACAAUCCAUAUCUGGCCAAUAUCACUGUUUCAGAGUCAUUAUUGACUGCCUUGAGAGAGAGUACCCUUGGAGGAAGAGCAACGUCUGAUGACGAGCUUUCUUUAGUCAGAAGUAACUCGUUAGAGUACCAAGAGGUACCAAUGAACAUAUCUAUGUCUUUACCUUUAUCAACUCCACUUUCCUUGAACACAGGAGUAAACUCAACUACCCAGCUGCAACAGCAACAACUACAACAACAACAACAGCAACAGCAACAGCAGCAGCAACAACAGCAGCAACAACAGCAACCGGUAGCAUCCCUUCCAAAAUUUGAUGGAUCCUUUCUAUUACAACAGGGUGUAAUUCCAGUUCCUCAUUUCAUGGACCAAAAAAUGGGAAGUAGCAAUUCGUGGAUUAACAAUUGGUUUCGUCCAAAUUCGUCAGAAUCAAAUGGGCUAUCGGUUAUCGGACCUCACAAGGGAUAUGACGAACAAAGUCCAGCAACGAGUUAUACUUUGAAUGAACGUUGA